Messenger RNA from Chlorocebus sabaeus (green monkey), 5364 nucleotides. RefSeq names its product SH3 domain containing 19 (gene SH3D19). The record is from RefSeq and is a predicted model, not a curated record. Gene Ontology annotation, molecular function: protein binding. NCBI's taxonomy places the organism in Eukaryota, Metazoa, Chordata, Mammalia, Primates, Cercopithecidae.
CGAACCCGCCCGAUCCGCGGUGGAGCUCUGCGGGGCGGGGAAGGGAAAGAGGAAGGGGGAAGAGAGCGGGAGUGGGAGUGGGAAAGGCCAGGGAUUGAGAGGCCGCCGGGACGCCGCAAGGAGGCGGGGAAUCGGCUCGGCCCGCGCCCGGCCGCUGCCGGGCCGGCUGCAGGUGGAGUUCGCGGAGGUGGCCAUUUCCACAGCCGCCGCCGACGCCUCCUCUUCGGGAGCCGCCUUCCCCCCGGCCCGAGGGCGGUGGCGUGGGGCCGGGUGCCCGCGUUCUGGGGCGCCGGGGCCGCAGCUCGCCGGCCAUCCCGCGGCUGCGCCCCGCGCUUCGCCCAUGGCUGAGGGCCGGCGGCGGGAGGACGAGGAGGAAGAGCUACGCGAGCGCCGCGAGCUUGGUGGCCAGCGCCGCGCCCGGGGCCGUGCGCUCUCGGGCCACUCGGCCGCAGAUCGCAACGAACGAAAUAAACCAGAACACCGUUCUUCAAGCCAAGGACCCUUGUCAUCCAUUAGAGCGGUAAUCAAGAGAUCUUCUCGGACUUCUAUUCAGAGUGAACUUCAUCGAGACAGAAGGCGCCCAGAGAUCACCAUUGUGGCAGCUGAGCCGCUGAGGCCAGCCUCGUGGUUUCCAGGAACCCCACCCCCAGGAUUGGGAUUUCCUACACCAUCUGCAGCUGGCUCUUGGAGGCCUAAUGAGCUGGUUCCUGCUGAGCUCCCACCAUCUUAUGAACAAGUUAUAAAAGAAAUCAACCAAGUUCAAGUUAAUACUACAAAUAAUAAUAAUGCUGCUGCUACUCCAAGGCACACUAUUACUUCUGCAACUCAGACUGACUUUUCAGAAGUAGACAACGAUCUGCCUCAAAGUAAUGCAACACUACAGGCACCUCUCAAGCCUCUUCAGCCUUUCCCAACAGUCUCAUCUGGCAAUCUUCCAACGAAUGUGGCACCUUUAAUAGUCUUUGAUAUUUCUGAAGAACAGAAUUGUCCAGAAAACCCCAGUGCUACAAGAUGUCCAGUGCCAAAACCAAGAUCAAAAAGCAACCUCAGACCAAUACCCAGAGAUUCUCACAGUAAAGAGCAAAGUCACCAGAAAAUCAGCCCAGCAGCCAUAGGAGAGGAGUCAUCCCCAGGCCGGCCCCAGUCUCUGCUGGACAACGCUAGCACCUCAGACAGUCAGACAGUGAUGAACAUUAUGAACACGGAACAAAGCCAAAAUAGUAUUGUUUCCAGAAUUAAAGUGUUUGAGGGUCAGGCAAAUAUAGAAACCUCAGGACUGCCCAAGAAACCAGAAAUUACUCCACGUUCACUUCCUCCAAAGCCUACUGUUUCCUCAGGGAAACCUUCUGUAGCUCCCAAACCAGCUGCUAGCAGAGCUUCUGGAGAGUGGGACUCUGGGACUGAGAACAGACUCAAGGUGACCUCCAAGGAAGGACUCACCCCAUGCCCUCCCCUGCAAGAAGCAGGAAGCAUCCCAGUAACCAAACCUGAAUUGCCAAAGAAACCAAACCCUGGCCUUAUACGAAGUGUUAAUCCUGAGAUUCCGGGAAGAGGGCCCCUGGCUGAGAGCUCUGACAGUGGGAAGAAAGUGCCAACUCCUGCCCCACGGCCUUUGCUGCUGAAGAAAUCUGUUUCCUCAGAAAAUCCCACUGACCCUUCAGCUCCACUGAAACCUGUCACUGUUCCUCCCCGACUCACAGGGGCAUCACAAGCCAAAGCAUACAAGUCACUGGGAGAAGGGCCCCCAGCCAACCCCCCAGUUCCAGUUCUGCAGAGCAAGCCCUUGGGGGACAUCGAUCUCAUCAGCUUUGAUGAUGAUGUUUUGCCCACCCCAUCGGGGAACCUGGCUGAAGAAUCUGUUGGUUCAGAGAUGGUUCUAGAUCCCUUUCAGCUCCCUGCAAAAACAGAACCAAUGAAAGAACGAGCAGUUCAACCAGCACCCACCAGGAAGCCCACUGUAAUUCGGAUUCCAGCCAAACCAGGAAAAUGUUUACAUGAGGAUCCACAAAGCCCACCUCCUCUCCCUGCUGAAAAACCUAUUGGAAACACUUUCAGUACAAUAUCUGGAAAACUCAGUAAUGUUGACAGAACUAGAAACUUGGAAUCCAACCACCCGGGUCAAACAGGAGGUUUUGUGCGAGGACCCCCAAGGUUGCCACCGAGACCUGUGAAUGGAAAAACCAUUCCAACUCAACAGCCUCCAACCAAGGUGCCCCCUGAGAGACCACCUCCCCCAAAGCUUUCUGCAACCAGAAGAUCUAAUAAGAAACUGCCUUUUAAUCGAUCCUCUUCUGACAUGGAUCUUCAGAAAAAACAAAGUAACUUGGCAACUGGACUCUCAAAAGCCAAGAGUCAAGUUUUUAAAAAUCAAGAUCUGGUGCUACCCCCUCGCCCCAAACCAGGACACCCUCUCUACAGUAAAUACAUGCUGUCUGUGCCUCAUGGAAUUGCCAAUGAAGAUAUUGUCUCACAAAACCCUGGAGAACUCUCUUGUAAGCGUGGGGAUGUACUUGUGAUGCUGAAGCAGACGGAAGAUAAUUACUUGGAGUGCCAAAAGGGAGAAGACACUGGCAGAGUUCACCUGUCUCAAAUGAAGAUUAUCACUCCACUUGAUGAACAUCUUAGAAGCAGACCACACGAUCCAAGCCACACUCAGAAGCCUGUUGACAGUGGUGCUCCUCAUGCUGUCGUUCUUCAUGAUUUCCCAGCAGAGCAAGUUGAUGAUUUGAACCUCACUUCUGGAGAAAUUGUUUAUCUUCUGGAGAAGAUAGAUACAGACUGGUACAGAGGGAACUGUAGAAACCAGAUUGGCAUAUUUCCUGCCAACUAUGUCAAAGUGAUUAUUGAUAUUCCAGAAGGAGGAAAUGGGAAAAGAGAAUCUGUUUCAUCUCAUUGUGUUAAAGGCUCAAGAUGUGUUGCUCGGUUUGAAUACAUUGGAGAGCAGAAGGAUGAGUUGAGUUUCUCAGAGGGAGAAAUUAUUAUUCUUAAAGAGUACGUGAAUGAGGAAUGGGCCAGAGGAGAAGUUCGAGGCAGAACUGGGAUUUUCCCCCUGAACUUUGUGGAGCCUGUUGAGGAUUAUCCCACCUCUGGUGCAAAUGUUUUAAGCACAAAGGUACCACUGAAAACCAAAAAAGAAGAUUCUGGCUCAAACUCUCAGGUUAACAGUCUUUCUGCAGAAUGGUGUGAAGCUCUUCACAGUUUUACAGCAGAAACCAGUGAUGACUUAUCCUUCAAGAGGGGAGACCGGAUCCAGAUUCUGGAACGUCUAGAUUCUGACUGGUGCAGGGGCAGACUGCAGGACAGGGAGGGGAUCUUCCCAGCAGUGUUUGUGAGGCCCUGCCCAGCUGAGGCAAAAAGUAUGUCGGCCAUAGUACCGAAGGGGAGGAAGGCCAAAGCCUUAUAUGAUUUCCGAGGAGAGAAUGAAGAUGAGCUUUCCUUCAAGGCUGGAGAUAUAAUAACAGAGCUGGAAUCUGUAGAUGAUGACUGGAUGAGUGGAGAACUAAUGGGAAAAUCUGGAAUAUUUCCCAAAAACUACAUACAGUUUCUACAGAUCAGCUAGAGGAGAAGCUUGACUGUGUUCCUUGGCACAAGAACUCACUUGAACUAUCACCUUGACUAUCAGAUAUGUUUUUGCACUAUUUUUUUUUAACUGAAAAAGAAAUAUCUAAGCCGUACAUGGUACACUAGAAUUUUCUGAAAGCAGAAAAUGUCUAGAUUUUGUAGAUAGUUUUCAUUACAAUAGAAACAUGCACAUGGAAACCCAUGAGCUAGGGUUCUACCGAGGAAAACAUCUAGUGGGAUUAGCAAGGCGAAGGGAAAGCAUCUGGUGGCAUGCAUGGCAGCAUGGGGAGGCUCACAUGCAGAAGUUGCACGUGGACAUCUGUUUUAAUCAGCACAAGUGAAUUAACCAUGCUUCUUCAUUUUUUUUACUUUAGUUUAAAAAGAGAACAUUUAAUAGUCUACAUGCUGUAACUAUCAAGACAUGGUUAGCAAUCUAAAUUUCAUUUUUGAUAUUCAAAUUAAUUCUUACAACUUGAGCAUAUCAACCUUAUUACCAGAGCAAAUCCUUCCUUCAGGUGGGAGUUUACCAACUAGUUGGAGCAUUUGUAAGCACAUGGUGAAAUCAGCCCCUGCCCACCAAAAUAAUCCUUAUGUUACAAAGUGAUUCCCAUUUGUCUAAGGAUUUGAAGGGGGUCUAAAUUGGAUGUAUCUUACUUAGUCUAAAGAACCAAAACCAUCCCUGAAAUGCCUUGCUAAUACAACUAAUCCUUCCAUAUAUAUGCCAUACUUAUUUUUUUCCUCAGUGUAUACUUUAUGUUAACAGGGUUAUUACAAAGCACAUUUUCUGAAUCUGCAAUCAUUCCUUUGACAAUUACUGGACCCAAAGGAAAAUUCAUUUUCUUUGCAUUAUUUCAGUAAUAUAUAAAAACUGUGUCUUGUUAUAGUAGUACAUUAUGAAUCACAUAUAAAAUCUUAGAAUACAGAACAACUGUUAAGAUGGAAAACAGUGCCAAACCUCCACAGCUCAUUUCUUUGUGAUAUAAUCAGAAUGAAAAAUAAGAGGACAGAAGACUGGUACUUUUUUGUUUUAUUUUUUCCCUAGCUCAUCCCUGCACAAUUAUUAGAGUAAAUGAAAAACCAUUUUCCUGCUUUCCAUUGUUAUAAAUUCUAAGCUUAAGAUAAAAGUGGUUCUUUACAUGACUGAAUCAAUUACAGUUUAUGGACUAGAGCCAAAUAGGUUGAAGACAAUCUUCCAAACAGAUCAAUGGAAUAGAAUUUCAUUGGAAAUGUGAAACAUUUUCCCAACGAUGUUCAUGACCUUCUUCUGUUUUUGAGAAGAGUUUCAUAUGCUGGACCACAUUUUAGCUUUUAUUGUUUUUUUUUCCCCAUUGUCCAAAAAGUUAGGCAACCAAUGACCACACUUUUACAUGAAUACCACCUGGAGUUCUGCAAAGAAGAUAUUUACUUGGUCUUUGACUAAAGUUAUCUCCCCAUUCUGUGGUGACAUUUUAUUUUGGACUAUGGGGACUUCUAAUACGUUUUGGUAAAGAAGAGAGUAUAAAGAAAAUUCUUGUCAAAUUUCACUCAAAAGUAAUUUCAUGAGAAAUCAAUUAUUUAAAGCAUUAUCCAAAUUAAAUUAUCAUUUGCAGAAGACUGUACAACAGCAGGAAGGAUAUGGACUGGAACAUGAGGUAUAUAUCUUUGCCUUUAUAAUUUUAACAUCUUAUAUUGAAGAUUCUGAAAACCUAUCUUUAUUAGAGGAAAAUCUCCAUCUUAAAUUUUGGCCUCUGUCAGCAGAAUGAUAAGUGCAAUAGUUGUAAAUCUACUUGACACUGUAAUAAACUGAACUGAACUUUCAAAGUC